AUGGCCACCACCGUCAGUUACAACAUACAGACCGAACCAGCGUCUAUCUACGGCGGUUCGUCGGUAUUCCAAGGCCAGUAUCCUAUGGCCGGUUCGUUGGCCCCUGCUCCCUUUGCCCCUAACCACUCUGGCAUGAAUCUGAAUGCGUCGUAUAUGCCCUCGGCAUCGUCCAACGUGUUGGCCGAUGCAGCCAUCCGGUCUCGGGGAGUGAAUCCGGAUGUGAGCACGGCCGUGUCCCACGUCUCGGGCGUCGUGCCCACCGGUCUCUUCACCUCCUACGUCCCGGCCAACAGCGUCACAGUCAAAGACACCGAUCACGUCCAUGGCUCCGCCAAGAAACCCGUUACCGUCUACUACACUGAUGAUCUCUAUCCCCCCUAUUACACCAAGGCCAAGAAAGUAAUUCCACAUCUUGGUCCCGUUCGUCCCACACACCCCGUUUGUGGUCUAGUACCCCUUGGUUCUGCUGAAACCCCCUGA
Molecule: messenger RNA, 480 nt
Organism: Gregarina niphandrodes
Lineage: Eukaryota; Apicomplexa; Conoidasida; Eugregarinorida; Gregarinidae
Exons: 2
Coding region: 1-480 (159 amino acids)
Source: RefSeq, a predicted model, not a curated record